AUGUCAGACUUUGUGCAAGGACUUGAUCCCUCGAGAUUCGUUCUCGCGGAAACUGUUUUGUCAUUUGCCAUCAGUCCGUUUGCCGCCCCAACAUACAACCUACCCAUCUUCCUUUUUGGAUUGUAUGCACAGGAAAAUACAGAGGCUGUGUUGUCAUUGCAGGUGUUCUCAGCGCUUCUAGGCGCUUCUGCUCUUUUCGAUCUCAUAUGGAUGUUCCAAAACCCUCAAGCAUGGGUCAUUAGGAUGGUCAGCGUUCUGAUCUUCCUCUUCAAGGCCCCAACCUUUCUUGCAUUCGCCAACUCCCUCCGUUCAAGAGGCCAUCUCACUGGUCUUGGAGGUCUUGGAGGUGCUUGUGCAGUUUGGACGAUGCCGGGAGGUUUCUCCUCCAAUGAUAGGGAUGGAUAUCAAGCUGUCCACGAGCACUCUGUGCCAGAAACGGCUCGCCCUCCAAUUGCAUCUCCCCAGAUUCAUCAGGCGCCUCCAGCACCAGGUGCCUACCAGUCAGUGUAA
Molecule: messenger RNA, 510 nt
Organism: Heterobasidion irregulare TC 32-1
Lineage: Eukaryota; Fungi; Basidiomycota; Agaricomycetes; Russulales; Bondarzewiaceae
Exons: 5
Coding region: 1-510 (169 amino acids)
Source: RefSeq, a predicted model, not a curated record